Molecule: messenger RNA, 965 nt
Organism: Ziziphus jujuba (common jujube)
Lineage: Eukaryota; Viridiplantae; Streptophyta; Magnoliopsida; Rosales; Rhamnaceae
Exons: 2
Coding region: 400-735 (111 amino acids)
Source: RefSeq, a predicted model, not a curated record
UUCCAUAAACAUGGUUUUAGUAGCUUUCUUGUCAGCCUUAAUUUCUGUAGACACAACCCUUUUUGAACCAUGGUUUUUAUAGCCGUUUUAGGCUCGAGUAUAUGAUGACUUGUAUAGGACAUAAGACACGCCAUAAGGCCAUGUCUUAGUCUUUAGAAACUCCAACUUAAAAAUUCUUCAUUUGGGUUUAAUUUUUUUAAUGCUUAAUUAGGAAGAAAACUGGUGGGAUAGAAUGAUAACCAAAAGGGUACCAUACGUAAUCCUCCAAUUAGAGCACACCAAGUCUGUCUUCAUAUAUGUUGCUUUGUGGAGUGUCGGAUUCAAUUUGUUGUUUUGCUUUGGAUACUUAGUUUAUUAGUUUCCAAACAGUUUGAAACGAAUUUAAAAAGGAAGUAUAUAAUGGAGGAAAGGGAGACGAAGAAGAACAAGAAGAAGAUGAAGAUGAACACGAACACUUUAAAAAUGGGGAGGUGGAGAGUCUGGUUAUGCUUCAAGGAAACAUUUCUUGUCCCAACCAAGUGUUUACUUCUUAAGGUUACUACUCCAUGCUCGAGACACAAGGCCAAAGGAAAUCGUACAGGGCUAUUGAGUCUUUACAAAGAUAUGGAAUCUUGUGGAGAGUACGCAGAUAUACGAGUGAUGUGGGAGAUGAUUCAUUCAUGUCCUCAGGGUUACCCAAACAGAGAAAUGAGCAAGAGAUCUUCUUGUUGGAGAUUCUGUUUUCGUGCAACGUGAAUUAGUAGACUUGGUUUACAGAGAAGUACUAGUCCAAAGAUGCAAACUGAUAGAAAAAAAUAUAUAUAUUUGUUACUGUUGAGUUGAGAAUUAGUCUCAUUUCUGUAGAAAAGUGAAAAAAAUGGAAUAGCAAAAAGAGACCUGUGUGAAUAUCAACCCCUGUCUCUUAGUAAUAGUUUAAUAAAGUACUAUGGUUUUUCAAUCAUCCAAUUGGCUUGAACAAAUAGUUC